AUGGAUAAAUUUCGCAAGGAUGGCUUUAAGCCUGAAGAACUUAAAAUCUAUUGGAAUGCAGAACAGAUUGAAACUCUCUGCCCCAAAGAAGGAGAACAGUCAGAAAUAAACCCCCCACAUGAUCCAUCAGAUAUCAAUGCUAUUGAAAAUCUUCGAAAGUUUCCUGUUUGUAAUCGAAAUCAUUGUGUCAAGAUUGAUUAUGUUAACAAAGGAAUUGAAAAAGCUGUUUUUGAUGUACCUGAAGGUGCUCAAAUUAUUGUUUUAAAUUUUGCGAACGAACAAUCACCAGGGGGCGGUUAUUUAAGACAUGCACGAGCACAAGAAGAAAUUAUUCUUUACAAUUCCGAUGGUUAUCGAGCAUUACUUGAUCUCAAAUAUACACGAAUGGGUGGUGGUUAUGCUAUACCUGAAUUUGGAUGUGCCUAUGUUCGUGAUAUACGCUUUUUUGAUUCAGAAUCAAACGAACGAUAUCGUUUAGCAGAUAUGCUGGUUUCUGCAUGUUAUUGUUUGAACGGAUCCGAGCUUUAUGAUAAUCCGAGAAAUUCUGAGUUGAGAAAAAAUAAUUUGGCUAAAUUUCGUGCAUUUAUGGCAGCAGCUGUUGCAAAUACAAUAGGUGAUGGUAGUAAUACUUAUCUUUUACUUGGACCUAUUGGUACUGGUGCAUUUGGAAAUGAUGUUGACGAUAUAGCUGAAUGUUUUCGUGACGUACUCGAAAUGCCAAUGAUGAAUUCGAAACGACCUAUUCGUUAUGCUUUUGGUCAUAUUUGGUUUGUUUCAAUAGAUGAUUGGAAAAAUGAUACUUUCAAGGAAAUCUUGCCUAAAAGUGAAUCUGAUAAUGUUGAACAAUCUUAA
Rotaria sp. Silwood2 is the source of this 852-nucleotide messenger RNA. Lineage: Eukaryota; Metazoa; Rotifera; Eurotatoria; Philodinida; Philodinidae. The record is from the annotation of a GenBank genome assembly.